Drosophila teissieri is the source of this 2829-nucleotide messenger RNA. RefSeq lists its product as uncharacterized. The coding region runs from base 478 to 2538 and encodes 686 amino acids. The transcript has 11 exons. The record is from RefSeq and is a predicted model, not a curated record. Lineage: Eukaryota; Metazoa; Arthropoda; Insecta; Diptera; Drosophilidae.
GUUCGGCGCCAGUCAUCGGCUUGACGGAACAUCGCAGAUUGCUCACCUAUAAUUUAAGUGCUCAAUGAAUUGCCUCUGCUCCGUUGUGCGGUUAAUUAUCGGGUGCUGUUUAAGCUGCAAGUUUCUGUUAGUCAGAACCGCGUAUGCUAAACCUUGACCGCGCCCACGCGCUGCCUAAAAGUCCAAUACAUUUAAUCCGCAAACGUGACGCAAGUGAAUUUUUGAUGGCCAAUGCCACUGCGCAAGUCAGUCACUCUCUCACAAUACAAAUCGAAUGGAAGUGAUGGGGGUGGAACUGGGAUUCGAAAACUCAAUAGGUGUCUUUCCCACACCACGAGCCCAGACAAGAGUUGAGCGCGUGUCAAAACUUCUCAACACGACUCAGCUCAAAGGAGAAACUGAAAUUGAUAGCACGCACGACAAAUAAAUAUAUAUUUUAUUAUAUUUGAUUAUUAAACAAGCGUUGUGCGCGAGGAAAUGACUACCAUUAACCAGAGGGAGUUGAGCACAAACGGCGGAGGCUUGGAUUCCCCCGCAGAAGAGUCGUUGCUGAUUACGGGCAACAGUUUUUGCUUAACGCCAGGAAACCAAGUCGGGAUUGGUGUCCAGAAGAAAGCAACUACUGGAGCGGAUCUGAACAGUACACACAAAGCCAUGGAUGUCUCCAAGCGCAAGAAACUAAGGUCGCGUAACGUACCACCUUCUCCGUUGGCCCAAAAAACGGAUGCAAUGUCGGCUUCUCUUAACCAGCCGAACUUCGGUGAGGUCAAUAGAACCGAUCUCAAUUAUUCCAGGGAUCACCUUGAUGCCUGGUUGGAGAAUUGUUUACGCGAUGCUACCAACGCCCAAUUGUCUUCUUCAUCAGAAUUUUUAGACUUCAUACCGCCCACAGCACCAGCUCACAAGCAAAUGUUUUUGACUCAACAGCAGCAGCUGCCGCAGCUUAAACAGCAACUACAGCAGCAGAGACAAUAUGAAUUGUCGAGGCCUACUCAGCCGUAUAGAGUGGGUCCAGGCACGCCCUUUAGCAUGGGGAUACAGCGCAAUUCGAACUCUCUUAGUCAUCGAUAUCCGAUGCUGUUUCCACCCCAGAGCCUUAACAGCUAUGGUAUGUCCUACGGUGGCGAUGGUGGCCAGGAGUUUGCAAGCUUACCUCCCCUAAACGACAUCAUGGGAGGACCGGAAGGGCUUGAAUCCGAGCACGAACCGAAUUCCACGGAUGUGCUGAAUGGCAGCGGAAGCCAUUCCAACAUUGGCAAAGGAUUUCGGUUCAGCGAUCCGUGCCUACUGAACCCCUCCGAUAACGACGUUAAGCUGAGUGGUCAGAAUUCACCAGAUUGUCGAAAUGUCAACAACAAUGACAGUGGCUGUGAUUUGGCACAUCAAAACAAGUUUUUCGCGGCUCUAAUGGAGCAAAUAAACAUAUUGCAUGACACAAACUCCAAGAUCUGCCGGAAUUUGCACGAUACAAAAGUUGAUAUCGAAGCUUUAAAGCACGCCCCUAAUAGCCAGCCCUGGGCAGGUGUCGGUAUUGGGGGCAUGCGGCACCGUAGAGAUAGCUUAAGCGGACUAAGCACACAAAGUCAACCUAUUAUUCUAGGCAGUGGAUUGGGAGGGACACGGAGCCCAGCGUUAACAGUUCAUUCAGGCGCUUACACUCCAGGAGUGAUGACUGAUGUCGUGCGGGAAGUGAGGGAGGCAGCGCGCGUACGCGAAGAUGCACUGUUAAGUCGAGUCAAAUUAAUGGUUGAAGAACGUCAGUGUUCCUUAAACGAGGGAAAUAUACGAAUUAUGAGAGAUAUUGAUAAUCUAAGGUCGCAAGUGAUGCAGUUGCAACUAGAGAAAAAGGAGACUAAUAAACGCCUGUCACAUCUGGAAUUGGAAAACAAGUGCAUGCGCCAAGCUCUGGCCAAUUGCUAUAACCAGCGGCAAAUCUAUAAAGACAUUAUAUACGAAAAUGACCGUUCCCACGGAUACCGAAAGCCAUUCCCGAAUGUAAGUGGCGGGGGAGAUGUGGGUUCCGGAGUGCUUGGUAUUCGAAGGGCGCAGUCCUUGAACCUGCACUAUGGAACGAUGCAUCAAACGCCUUUUCAAACGACGCACUCUUUGGAAGAGGACGACGAAAUAGAAGAGGAGCGGUUGGUAGAGCAAGCCGAAUUGGACGCAGAAGAAUCAUCCCUGACUGACAAGUUACCGUGUUCGAACAUCGGGCUUCAGACUCCCUCCACUUUAACUCUACACUCGCAGAUACUUAAAGCAGAACAUCAAACAGAUAGAAGCCCUUCCAUUUCUGACCAGAUCAAUCCGGGAAUUCCACCGCCAUUGCUGCUGCGAAAGAAAAAGCGGGAGCUGAGCGAAGCGGCCUUCGUACCUAAGGAGACAAAUCAACGUAUAAUUGCCCUGGAGAAAAUGAUUGAACACCUAUGUGCCCAGGUGACUGGUAAGUCAAAUUGGAGUCCGAACGUAUCUGGCACAGCAUCUAACCUAGCACAAGCAUCGAAAUUCAGCGUGGCGGACGGUCCGACAACGGACUUAUAGUUUUAGCUACCAGCCGUUUCAAAAGCAAAAGAGCUGCGGCAACGAAAAAUAUGUGUUACUCACUUAUAGCAUUUGGUUGGACGAAAAGUUUCAAAAUGAUAUAUAAUUCAAUAACAUGUGCAUAAGCCCUAACAUAUAUGAACAACAAUGCUUUUAUCACGUGGCCACUGUAAUUUAAAAAAGUUAAAGUUCAUUGCUGUUUGGCGUCGAUAAAACAUCUUUGUAUACUAAAAAAAAAGAUGUUACUAAACGUUUUAAUGAAUAUGCUUUAUAUAUCAGUUAAUUCUUUUU